GCGCUGCCGCCCCCCGGGCCGGGGCUGUCACCGCGCCGCCGGAGGAGGCGCCGCGCCUGAGGCCGGGCGUCCGUCCGGGGCUGCCAGCAUGUUUGACAGGACGCGGCUGCCCUUCGUGGUGCUGGACGUGGUCUGCGUGGUGCUGGCUGGCUUACCCCUUGGUGUUCUAAACUUGGCCAAAAUAAAACCGUAUCAGAGAGGCUUUUUCUGUAAUGAUGACACCAUCAAGUAUCCGUUCCAUGACAGUACCAUCACAUCCACUGUCCUCUACACAGUGGGGUUCACCCUGCCCAUUUUCUCUAGAGGAGUUUUCUGUAGUGAUGAAUCCAUCCGGUAUCCAUACAAAGAGGACACCAUUUCUUAUAAGUUGUUAGCAGGAAUAAUUGUUCCUUUCAGUAUAAUUGUUAUAAUCCUAGGAGAGACGCUCUCUGUCUUUUAUAAUCAUUUGCACUCAAAUUCGUUUGUCAGAAAUAACUACAUAGCCACUAUUUACAAAGCCAUUGGGACCUUCAUUUUUGGAGCAGCUGCCAGCCAGUCGUUGACAGACAUUGCCAAGUACUCCAUCGGGAGACUGCGUCCUCACUUCCUUGCUGUGUGCCAGCCCGACUGGACACGGAUCAACUGCAGUCUAGGUUACAUCGAGAACUUCUCUUGUCAAGGAGACAAAGGAAAGAUCAAUGAGGGAAGACUAUCAUUUUACUCUGGCCAUUCUUCAUUCUCCAUGUACUGCAUGCUGUUCCUAGCACUUUACCUUCAGGCCAGAAUGAAAGGGGACUGGGCAAGACUUGUACGUCCUACUAUACAAUUUGGUCUCAUUUCUGCAUCCAUCUAUGUGGGUCUCUCACGUGUUUCUGAUUACAAGCAUCACUGGAGUGAUGUUUUAACAGGACUCAUUCAGGGAGCAGUGGUGGCUGUGCUCAUUGUUGUGUACGUGUCUGACUUCUUCAAAGUGAGAGGAUGCACAUUUCAACCGAAAGAAGAUUCCCAUACAACCCUGCAUGAGACUCCAACAAAUGGAAACCACUUUGGCAGCAAUCAUCAACCAUGAAGAAUGACCCACCUCACCUGUCUUGCUCUCUAGAAGAGAAACAAUUUCACAAGUCUAACUAUGUAAUAUAAGUAAAUGCCUUUAAGAGACUGCUGCUGCUCUUGUAUGCUCACUUUACCUGUAUAUAGUAACAGCUACCACAGUUAUUGUAUAGCUAAAUGUUUAAUUUUUGUUGGUUCAAGCUCUUGCUUAAAACAAAAAAAGUUAUUCAAAUUGUAAAUUUUUAUUGAAAACAUGGUAACAGUUAUAUUACAUACACUGCUGUUUGUACAUGCCUUGUUGAAACAACUGUGGUUUAAAUACACACCAUUAAAGGACAUAAUUACUUGA
Messenger RNA from Apus apus (common swift), 1378 nucleotides. It is a transcript of the gene PLPP1, whose product is annotated as phospholipid phosphatase 1. Gene Ontology annotation, molecular function: phosphatidate phosphatase activity. Bases 89 to 1048 code for a protein of 319 amino acids. The transcript has 7 exons. The record is from RefSeq and is a predicted model, not a curated record. Gene Ontology annotation, biological process: signal transduction; phospholipid dephosphorylation; phospholipid metabolic process. Lineage: Eukaryota; Metazoa; Chordata; Aves; Apodiformes; Apodidae.